AUGGGCCGAAGACCAGCGAAGUGCUACCGAUACUGCAAGAACAAACCCUACCCUAAAUCUCGAUAUGUCCGUAGUUGCCCGGACUCGAAGAUCCGAAUCUUCGAUCUAGGACGCAAGAAGGCCAACGUUGAUGACUUCCCGUUCUGCGCGCACUUGGUCUCCAACGAGAAGGAGCAAUUGUCAUCGGAAGCCUUGGAAGCCGCCCGUAUUACCUGCAACAAAUACGUCACCAAGACCUCUGGAAAGGAUUCUUUCCAUCUCCGUGUCCGAGCUCAUCCUUUCCAUGUCGUACGUAUCAACAAGAUGUUAUCGUGCGCUGGAGCCGAUCGACUCCAAACUGGUAUGCGUGGUGCUUGGGGAAAACCUUACGGUACCGUCGCCCGAGUCAACAUCGGCCAAAUCUUGCUCAGUAUUCGGUGCAAGGACUCCAACAAGGCCGUCGUUAUGGAGGCUUUGCGACGUGCGCAGUACAAGUUCCCCGGUCAACAAAAGAUCAUUGUCUCUAAGAAGUGGGGUUUCACCGAUCUUUCGCGUGCCGACUACCAAAAACUUCGGGGUGAAGGACGCAUCAGGCUGGACGGUGCCUAUGUCCAAUUUCACAAGGCUGCUGGACCGGUUCUCACCAACUUGUCUCGAGGUGCACCCUCUCUUGUUGAGGCCUAG
Messenger RNA from Puccinia triticina, 663 nucleotides. RefSeq lists its product as uncharacterized. Gene Ontology annotation, molecular function: structural constituent of ribosome. The transcript has 4 exons. NCBI's taxonomy places the organism in Eukaryota, Fungi, Basidiomycota, Pucciniomycetes, Pucciniales, Pucciniaceae. Gene Ontology annotation, biological process: translation; ribosomal large subunit assembly. The coding region runs from base 1 to 663 and encodes 220 amino acids. The record is from RefSeq and is a predicted model, not a curated record. Gene Ontology annotation, cellular component: cytosolic large ribosomal subunit; ribosome.